AGCAUCUGGGACCGGCCGAUUCUGCACCUCCGUCCGGCGCUGCCCUUUGAUUCGGAUUUCCAUUUUGCAUUCUCCGGCGGACCGCGGGACCCAGCUCUUGCAGAGGAGGGGGGCCGAUCGCUAUGGAGUAUUUCAUGGUGCCCACUCAGAAGGUGCCCUCUUUGCAACAUUUCAGGAAAACAGAGAAAGAAGUGAUAGGAGGGCUCUGUAGCCUUGCCAACAUUCCACUGACCCCGGAGACCCAGCGGGACCAGGAGCGGCGGAUUCGGCGGGAGAUUGCCAACAGCAACGAGCGCAGGCGCAUGCAGAGCAUCAACGCGGGCUUCCAGUCCCUCAAGACCCUUAUUCCCCACACGGACGGAGAGAAGCUCAGCAAGGCAGCCAUUCUCCAGCAGACAGCUGAGUACAUCUUCUCCCUGGAGCAGGAGAAGACCAGGCUCCUGCAGCAGAACACACAGCUCAAACGCUUCAUUCAGGAGCUGAGUGGCUCGUCCCCCAAGCGGCGCCGAGCAGAGGACAAGGACGAGGGCAUCGGCUCGCCAGACAUCUGGGAGGACGAGAAGGCGGAGGACCUGCGGCGGGAGAUGAUCGAGCUGCGGCAGCAGUUGGACAAGGAGCGCUCAGUGCGCAUGAUGCUGGAGGAGCAGGUGCGGUCGCUGGAGGCCCACAUGUACCCGGAAAAGCUCAAGGUGAUCGCGCAGCAGGUGCAGCUGCAGCAGCAGCAGGAACAGGUGCGGCUGCUGCACCAGGAGAAGCUGGAGCGGGAACAGCAGCACCUGCGGACGCAGGCCCCCUCCGGCUCCCACGCACCACCCCACGGUGAUCGUGCCGGCGCCCCCUCCCCCUCCCCCCCACCAUAUCAACGUUGUCACCAUGGGCCCCUCCUCAGUCAUCAACUCUGUUUCUACAUCUCGGCAAAAUCUGGACACCAUUGUGCAGGCAAUCCAGCACAUCGAGGGCACACAGGAGAAGCAGGAGCUGGAGGAGGAGCAGCGGCGAGCGGUCAUCGUGAAGCCUGUGCGCAGCUGCCUGGAGGCUCACACCUCGGACACCGCCUCUGACUCAGAGGCCUCAGACAGUGACGCCAUGGACCAGAGCCGGGAGGAGCCGGCGGGUGAUGGGGAACUUCCCUGACCACCCCCCAGCCCUCCUCUCCCUUCUGGGGGAUAGAGGGGGCCGGGGCAGCCACAGGGAGAAACGUAGGCGAAUGAGUGAGAAAUUUUUACAAAAUUACAAUGUCAUUUGGGUCUCUUUUAUGACCUCUUUUUCAAUACUGUAAAUCGACCUUUGAACGAAGCCACCCAACCCAAGGUCCCGGGGCUGGGCUGGCACAGAGUGUGGGAGCUUCGGGACCCAGGGCUGGGCCUCGGCCCCAGGGCUGGGGGAGCUGACACUGAGGUGCCUGGCCUCUCUGCCAAAAAGCAUUGUUUUGUUUAAACAUGUUUUUAAGAACAGGGAAAAUCAUACAAAAUCCCAAGGUAUUUCUUUCCUCCUGAGAGCCGGCCCUCCGAUGGUCAGUCUGCUCCCCCCUCCUCUUCUCGGUUUUUCUUUUUCCUCCUUUAAGCACUUACAUGGGUUGGGGUCAGGCUGGGUGAGGCUCCCCGGGGACGGGGGUCCACUGCUUCUGGCUGGG
Molecule: messenger RNA, 1633 nt
Organism: Tupaia belangeri chinensis (Chinese tree shrew)
Lineage: Eukaryota; Metazoa; Chordata; Mammalia; Scandentia; Tupaiidae
Gene: TFAP4
Product: transcription factor AP-4
Biological process (GO): regulation of transcription by RNA polymerase II
Cellular component (GO): nucleus
Molecular function (GO): DNA-binding transcription factor activity, RNA polymerase II-specific; protein dimerization activity; RNA polymerase II cis-regulatory region sequence-specific DNA binding
Source: RefSeq, a predicted model, not a curated record